This is a messenger RNA of Spirodela intermedia, 408 nucleotides long. The record is from the annotation of a GenBank genome assembly. NCBI's taxonomy places the organism in Eukaryota, Viridiplantae, Streptophyta, Magnoliopsida, Alismatales, Araceae.
AUGGUGAAGUUUCUGAAGCCCAACAAGGCGGUGAUCGUGCUCCAGGGACGCUUUGCGGGGCGCAAGGCGGUGAUCGUGAAGAACUUCGACGAUGGCACGCGCGACCGCCCCUACGGGCACUGCCUCGUGGCGGGGAUCUCCAAGUACCCGAAGAAGGUAAUCCGCAAGGACUCAGCCAAGAAGACGGCGAAGAAGUCGCGGGUCAAGGCGUUCGUGAAGGUCGUCAACUAUAACCACAUCAUGCCCACUCGUUACACCCUCGACGUCGAUCUCAAGGACGCGGUCACCGGCGACGCUCUCGAAUCUCGGGACAAGAAGGUGACGGCCUGUAAGGAAAUCAAGGCGCGCUUCGAGGAGCGCUUCAAGACUGGCAAGAACAGGUGGUUCUUCUCCAAGCUGAGGUUCUAA